Tachysurus vachellii is the source of this 2560-nucleotide messenger RNA. RefSeq names its product Rab interacting lysosomal protein-like 1 (gene rilpl1). Gene Ontology annotation, cellular component: cytoplasm; ciliary basal body. Gene Ontology annotation, biological process: cilium assembly. NCBI's taxonomy places the organism in Eukaryota, Metazoa, Chordata, Actinopteri, Siluriformes, Bagridae. Gene Ontology annotation, molecular function: protein dimerization activity. The transcript is spliced from 8 exons. The coding region runs from base 254 to 1591 and encodes 445 amino acids. The record is from RefSeq and is a predicted model, not a curated record.
CAUGCGUACAAACUGCGGCGAUUUCCACUGGAAGAAACACGGGACAAGAAACGGGACGGACGAUGGAACAACUGUUAUUAUCGUUAAAUUUAGUCUUUAUAACAGCUUGUGUGACCGCUAUCACCGAAAAUAUGACGUUACGUGUCGUGUGAGUGCUUCGUGAGACUAGUCCGGCUUUUUUUUACGCGUAGAGAAAGAAACAACGAAAAAGUUUUGAUAGGAAAUAGAGCAGGGCGGCUGGGAAGCGACAGUCAUGGAAGGAUUCGGAUCGGCGUUGGAGAAAAACGUGGCGGAUUUAACCGUUAUGGACGUGUACGACAUAGCAGCUGUGGUGGGCCAGGAGUUUGAGCGGAUUAUAGAUCAAUACGGGUGUGAAGCGUUGGCGAGACUCAUGCCGAAAGUCGUGCGGGUUUUGGAGAUUUUAGAGGUGAUGGUGAGCCGCAACAGCAUCAGUCCAGAGACCGAGGAGCUGAGAUUAGAGCUGGAUAAACUUCGACUGGAGCGACUGGACCGCCUGGAAAAGGAAAAGAAGCACAAAAAGGAGCUGGAGUUGGUCGAGGAUGUGUGGCGAGGGGAAGCCCAAGACUUGUUGUCUCAGAUUGCCCAGCUGCAAGAGGAAAACAAGACCCUCCUCAACAACCUGUCAGUCAAGGACUACCCAAUGACAGAGGAGGAUGUUCAGAGACAGGAAGGUAUGUCAGAAAGGGAGAGGCAAGUGAUGAAAAAGUUAAAGGAGGUGGUGGAUAAACAGAGGGAUGAGAUUCGCGCCAAGGAUCGAGAACUAACGCUGAAGAACGAAGACAUUGAAGCACUGCAGCAGCAGCAGAACCGGCUGAUGAAGAUCAACCACGAUCUGAGGCAUAAGAUCACAGUGGUGGAGGCGCAGGGCAAGGCCCUGAUCGAGCAGAAGGUGGAGCUCGAGGCGUUCGCCCAGGCCAGGCAGCAGGAGCUGGUGAGCCUGAGGCAAGAGGUGGCAAGACUCAGAGAGCGUCUUCAGGGAGAGAAGAAAAGCCCCGAAACCGAGGAGCCACCUGCUCCACCAUCACCUGCACAAAAUUUAUUUUCCGAGCUCAAGCAAUCGUGCGAUCCUCCGACGUCCCUGGCUACACGUAACCGCCGCUUGCUUCCAGACGAUGAAGAGGCGGAGGUGCAGGAUGAGGAUGAUGAUGAUGAGGAGGAAGAGGCUGUGUUGUUAUGGGAGGCCUUGUCUGAGGAAGAAGCGGCUUUCGAUCCCAAAGAUCCGAACCGACCGCGUUUCACUCUGCAAGAGCUGCGAGACGUCCUGCACGAGAGGAAUGAGCUGAAGGCCAAAGUGUUCAUGCUGCAAGAGGAAAUUGCCUAUUACAAAAGUGACGAGCAGGAAGACGAUGCACACCCGCCUACUCCGGACCCUUCGCCUAUACUCAGGCCUCGCUCCCGAACCAGCGUCCAGCCAGAGUCUGGCAUAAAGCGCUUGUUUAGCUUCUUCUCCCGGGACAAGCGGCGCAGCUCGCAGAGAGGCAUGGCGCAGUACGACGACAGUUUCAGCACCUGGUCCCGCAAAGACGACGUGUACACAGAGCAAGCGCAAGAAGCUUUACAGCACAUGUAACCCACAGCACUGAACACUGACAAAAGCACAAAGCCCCCGCUAAUCAAUAACAAAAACCCACAAACCUUCCACCACCACCCUCCGCAAACUCAUGGACAAUGCAUACAGUAGACGCCACAUUUUCACCCAGCAAGCUCUUAUUAGCAGAUUAAAACAAAAAGGGAAACACAGAUCAGAAUCAGGUUUAUUGGCCAAGUGUGUUGACACACAAAAGGAAUUUGGUUCCAGCUGUUUGUGACUCUCAGAAGUACAGACGUACAACAUUUCCAACGAUGACGUCGACUCAGAAGAUGGAGAUGACAGGCUUUGUUUUGAUGUGCGUGUUUGGAAUUUAGGAUCAUGCUCGCAGUCAUGAGGACAGCAAAGGAGGCCACGUUGAUGUUCCUUGAGAAGCGUUUAGAUCGAUAAGGGAGCGGUAACAUGUUCGGAAAUUCAAAUUGAAUAAUUAAAUGAUUCAGUGCCCAAUGAAAGCUAAGGCGGUUUUUAUUGUUGUAAAGAAUAUACCCAUAAUGGGGCGGUGCAUCGCCAUUGAGAGGUGGUGUUUUCUAGGUUUAAACCGAAAUUUUGCACAAGUCAGUGGGGGAGAGGAAAAAAGAUAGAUAAAUAUGUUAAUACUAAACUCCGCUAUAGAAAAGAGGAGCGUCUGGACUCUCCAGACUCUCGCAAGAUGUGCAUCACCAGCUGUUCUGCAUUCUUCUGACAUGUGGUGCUUUAUACCAGCAGUCGUAGAGCUGUUUAGUGAAAGCAUGCAGCAUAUUGACGAAAGCUUCUUUGUGAGCAUGGAAUCCUCCUCAGUGAGUUUACGCAUUAUUUACAAAAAUAUUAAUAACAUAUGCAUCCUUGUGUGGUUUGUAAAAGAUUUCAGGACUUUAGCAACAAUGAAUGUUUCUCACUACAGAUCUUUAAUGAAGGAUAAUGAACGCUGCAUAAUUUCAUCUCAUGGAAAAUUAAAAUAUUUUAUACAUCGCA